Metopolophium dirhodum (rose-grain aphid) is the source of this 999-nucleotide messenger RNA. RefSeq lists its product as uncharacterized. NCBI's taxonomy places the organism in Eukaryota, Metazoa, Arthropoda, Insecta, Hemiptera, Aphididae. The record is from RefSeq and is a predicted model, not a curated record.
AUGAAGCUGAUACUGUUAAGCAACGGAGGUUGGUCCUUACUCUUUGGUGAGCAACAUGAAAACCCCCUGCCUCUUUUUGGAUUCCUAGAUCCAUCCCGGAUAUCAGAUAUUAUUAACUUUUAUAAUUGGGAAGACAGAUUAGCACUGGGAGCGCUGUCGGCGCCUAUCGUACUGAUGGUUAGCCGAAAACGUGAUGGAAACGGAGAUAUUAUUAUAACAAAAUAUUUACGAUGUAAAAAAAAGGGUUGUCAAACAUGGCAAUCCAUUCGUAAAGAAAAUCUUUUUACAUACACCGACAAAAAUUGAAAAAAUAAUAGUAGAUCAAGCUUAUGCGAAAUAUUGAAACUUGUUUGGUGCUGGACGAAUCAAUUUAAAAAUAUACAAACAGAAAAUAUUACGGGUAAAGGACAUCACACAGUCUCAGAUUGGUAUAAUUUGUGUCGAGACGUUGUCGUCGAACAGUUUAAACAUCGACGAAAAAUGGGAGGUAAAGGAUACAUCGUACAUAUUGACGAGUCUCUUUUCCAAGGCAAACGAAAGUACAAUAGAGGCAUAUUACGGCUUGGCGAUCAUAGACCUAAUGAUAAUGCAAAUUACUAUUUUGAUUCAAGUUCUUGUUCUGAUUUUGAAAACGAUUCUGACGAAGAAAAUCAAAAUAUUGAAAACCAAAACAGAAAUUACGGAAAUCGCGUUCAAGGACCCUGGGUGUUUGGUACGUGCUGCUUGCGUCAAGAUAAUAUUUUGGAGCGUCGUUAUUUUAUAAUUGAUAAAAGAGAUCAUGAAACAUUACUUCCCAUAAUUGUCCAAGAAAUAGAACCGGAAACCACAAUUCAUUCAGAUGAAUGGAGAGCUUACAGUACUCUUAAAGAACGUGGCUUUCUUCACCAAACAGUUAACCACAACAAAAACUUUAUAGAUCCACGUACAGGGGCUCAAACACAGACUAUUGAAUGCUUAUGGAAACACGUGAAAGUAAAGUAUGGAAUCAGAGCUCGUUGA